AUGGCUGUGGGUGUAACUGUGGGUGUGACUGUGACUCUGGGUGUGACUGUGGCUGUGACUGUGGGUGUGACUGUGACUCUGGGUGUGGCUGUGACUGUGACCUUGGUGUGCGACUGUGACUGUGUUUGUGACUGUGACUGUGGUGUGACUGUGACUGUGACUGCGACUUUGGGUGUGACUGUGACUAGUGUGGGUAUGACUGUGACUGUGACUGGUGUGACUGUGACCAUGGAUGUGACUGUGGGUGUGACAGUGACUGUGGGUGCGACUGUGACUGUGGUUGUCGGUUUGACUGUUGGUGUGACUGUUGUGACUGUAACUGUGAUUGUGACUGUGACUGUAACUGUGAUUGUGACUGUGACUGUGGGUGUGACUGUAACUGUGAUUGUGACUGUGACUGUAACUGUGACUGUGACUGUGGGUGUGACUGUGACCGUGAUUGUGACUGUAUCUAACUGUGACUGUGACUGUAGGUGUGACUGUGACUGUGAUUGUGACUGUGACUGUAACUGUGACUGUGAUUGUGACUGUAACUGUGAUUGUGACUGUGGUGUGACUGUAACUGUGACUGUGACUGUAACUGUGACUGUGGGUGUGACUGUGACUGUGACUGUGACUGUGGGUUGUGACUGUUUGACUGUGACUGUGACUGUGGGUGAGACUGUCAAUAUAACUGUGACUGUUGAUGUAUGA
Homarus americanus (American lobster) is the source of this 693-nucleotide messenger RNA. RefSeq lists its product as uncharacterized. The record is from RefSeq and is a predicted model, not a curated record. Bases 1 to 693 code for a protein of 230 amino acids. The transcript has 3 exons. NCBI's taxonomy places the organism in Eukaryota, Metazoa, Arthropoda, Malacostraca, Decapoda, Nephropidae.